Molecule: messenger RNA, 221 nt
Organism: Microbotryum saponariae
Lineage: Eukaryota; Fungi; Basidiomycota; Microbotryomycetes; Microbotryales; Microbotryaceae
Source: the annotation of a GenBank genome assembly
AUGUCGUCACCGUUGGGACUAGGCCCCGAGGCGCCUGCUAUGCCUGAAGGACGCGCCGGAGACCGAAUGUAACUUGUUGAACGGCUCGGGCAGCUCUCUUCAACUCACUUAUUUACGUUUUUCACAAAUUCGCUCUCGUUCAUAGCUGCGGUCUUGAUGCGCCUUGGUUUUCUACCUCAUUCCUAGAUGGAAUCUGGGCCCGUGUUCCUCCGAAAGUAUAA